Epinephelus lanceolatus (giant grouper) is the source of this 2468-nucleotide messenger RNA. It is a transcript of the gene ndfip1, whose product is annotated as Nedd4 family interacting protein 1. Lineage: Eukaryota; Metazoa; Chordata; Actinopteri; Perciformes; Serranidae. Gene Ontology annotation, cellular component: Golgi apparatus; perinuclear region of cytoplasm; endoplasmic reticulum. Gene Ontology annotation, molecular function: WW domain binding. The record is from RefSeq and is a predicted model, not a curated record. Gene Ontology annotation, biological process: vacuolar transport; positive regulation of protein ubiquitination; ubiquitin-dependent protein catabolic process.
UACCGUCCGGGUGUCAUGAGCAGGGGGGGGAGUAGGAAGGAGAUGGCCGACUAAGAGGCAACGUUAGCUACUUCGUUGGCGAGAUUCUUUUUGCACAACACAUCUUCACAGCUUAAGUGGAAAGAGGACGUUUUAAAUAUUUCGCUCCUCUUCCACAAUGGCGGAACAAAACAGCAACGUCAGAUACCAGGAGCUGGUAAAUGAGGAGGAACCAUCCCAACCAUCCCAGGAGAGUCCUGCCCAGGACGCACCACCACCCUACAGCAGCGUUGCUGCAGCAAAUGCAGCUUUCUUUGAAUACAAAGAAGAUGGAGGACGAUUUCCAAAUCCUCCAUCCUACAGCGUUGCCACCACUCUGCCCUCCUAUGAUGAAGCGGAGAGGAGCAAAGAAGAGGCAGCCAUCCCCCUGGUCACUGGAAGAGUCAUGGAGGACGACUUUGUAGCCAGGGAUGACUUUGAAGAUGCUGACCAGCUGCGAAUAGGAAACGACGGCAUCUUCAUGCUCACUUUCUUCAUGGCAUUCCUCUUCAACUGGAUCGGCUUCUUCUUGUCGUUUUGUUUGACCACAUCAGCCGCCGGUCGAUAUGGGGCCAUCUCUGGUUUCGGCCUGUCCCUCAUCAAAUGGGUCCUCAUUGUCAGGUUUUCUACCUACUUCCCCGGUUACUUUGAUGGACAGUACUGGUUGUGGUGGGUGUUCCUGGCCCUGGGCUUCAUGCUGUUCAUCAGAGGCUUUGUUAACUACUCCAGAGUGCGUAAACUGGCCGAUCCCACCUACGCCACUCUUCCCCGAACAAGGGUACUCUUCAUCUAUUAGAGGACGUUGGAUUUGGCAGAAGCGGACAUGACCAACACGAGCAGUAACUCUGUGAGGAGUUUCAAAUUUCAAAGUGAAGACACUUAACUCCAAAUCGGCCAGACGAGUUAUAGAUGAAGACGACUCUCAAUAAAAUAUUCAGGAAUUAUAUCACUUUGUUUUAUUUUGUUUUGAGACUUUAUUAAUGGAAAAUGGUUAACAGUAAUAGUCCCUCGAUGUACUCAUUAGUGGCGAAUGUUAAGUGCUAUUUACAUCUCUGUCUGUAAUGUAUAAGUAAUUCCUUAUAUCAUUUGAUGGUAGCGUACGAGCAUGCAUCUGCCCUUAAGGUCAAUAAAUAGGGAGUGUCUCAUGUUGGUGACACUUGAAGCCAACAGGUAUUAAUGAACACAACACUCGUUAGACUUGCCACAGCAUGCGACACACUUUGUAAUCUGCACUAAUCAUGGUUUUAUUGUGACUGUUAGAGGCUGUUUGUUUUUUUAGACCCCACAUACACUUAGAAAGCAAAGCUGUCAUUAGGCUGUAAAUGCUGAUAUAACACAUACUUAACUCACCUGUUGGCUUUAAGUAGUGUUGCCCUUUUGUUUAGCCAGGAGGGGGCAGUGUUGUCUGCUGCUUUAGAAACUGUUCGUUCACGGCAUUGUCAUGAUGGAACAUACAUGCUUGCGAUUCAAACGCAGUGUCAGCAGAGCACAUUAAAAUGACAUCCAUGUAUCAGAAGUUAUGAUUUUGCCUGUUAGAUAUUUUGUUGUACUUUAAAUCAGGUGAAUCUAUCCACCUGGAAAUAGAAUUUAGGUUAUGGUUUUAAUUUAGACAAUCCAGUUUGAGCCAGAAACCAGACGGCCACAAAUGUCAAGGCGACAAACCCCAGAGCAGCUCGGGGAUGACAGUGAAGAGAUUUUGUGACAGCAACCAAGAUUUUUUUGUUAUGGGCGUGUGAGCACAUUUUCUGGUUCACAUCCUUAAAAAUCUCAUGGAGAUGUCACAGCCUGACCUUUCCAUGACUCCUCAGUGAGUCAGCAGAGUCAGCAUCUCAUUCACUGUGAGUGGAAAAGCUCUGUGAUUAUAGAAAAGAGUCUGGGCUGUUAAUGAUAUCGCUCAGACGUUUGGAUCGAAUUAUCUAAGAGCAUAAAAAUUCCAUUUUCAGGUGGGUUUUUGCCUUAAGAUUUAAUUGACAUAUGGGGAAGGGAAAUCUGUUUUUCUUACUCUUCUUUUAUUUGUUUUUUUCUUUGAAAAUGAGGUGUAAGAUGUUAGCUAUCUUGUGGGUAUAAAGACUAUGUCAACGAAUGUUGUAUGCAGGUGCACUUUUAGAAACACGACCAGUAAAACCCAGAGGAUGUUCCCAUCAUUAUUUUAAGUCCCAGACAUAUAAAAACAAGGAAUGACUGACGCUGUGGUUUCUGUUUUAUAUAUUGGUGGGAACGGCAUGUUCAUGAUCUCACCACUGUCGUCAUUGGAAGGAGUUCAUAUGGAUUUGAGUCUGAUCCAGCAAACUGAAACUGUUUGCCUCAUCGGUUAACUUCAUAUUUCUGCCAUUGCUUUGAUACAGACCCAUUAUGCUUAUUUCUAUGUGAUGUAGAGCUGCAAUCUUGGGGUUUUGUUGUUAUGAAACUGUACAGUUUAGUGUUAAAUAAAUGUCACUUUUAAUGCGUCA